Molecule: messenger RNA, 3183 nt
Organism: Colletotrichum scovillei
Lineage: Eukaryota; Fungi; Ascomycota; Sordariomycetes; Glomerellales; Glomerellaceae
Product: C-type cyclin
Exons: 4
Coding region: 896-2977 (693 amino acids)
Biological process (GO): positive regulation of DNA-templated transcription, elongation; regulation of transcription by RNA polymerase II
Cellular component (GO): cyclin/CDK positive transcription elongation factor complex; nucleus
Molecular function (GO): cyclin-dependent protein serine/threonine kinase activator activity
Source: RefSeq, a predicted model, not a curated record
CUUUGGCCCGGUGCUCUCUACCACCGUGAUGCCCAAGUUCAACUACUCAGCCAGACGGUAGACCUAGCCUCCCCUGUCAACGUCGGUCAAAAGUCUUGGAGGUCCGGCGGUCCUCCUCUGCCAAGUUCACAGCAGACAGACUAGAAGCAGCAACAGCUCCAGCCAAGUCCGUCGGGGGCCUUGUCAAGUGUCGGUCCUCGUUCCUGGGAGCUAGUCGCUCACGGAUGGCGGUAGAACGCAGCAUAGACGUUCGUUACGUCGAUUGACUCGAGUGGCCAUCCCUCCCCCCAGCCGUGUGAGUGUUCAACGGCUCAGUGGUGGGUAGAUCCCAGGUCGGCGGGAUUCCCUGCCCUCUCUGCCCCUCUGAAACGCUCUCGGUGCGAGACCAAAGAUGCAACCAAGAAAUGGUCCCCUGUUUCACGCAACCUAGCCUCUCACGCUCUCUUACUGGUGUUUCCCCCCCGGAGUACCACCACCACAGUCUACGACACACCCUCGUACAGGGACAGAGGCUGACGACGCUGAAGACCGAAGGGUGCAUGAAGUAGCCUUGUGGCUGGGCGACGUUGAUCGGCCGAUCUUUUUGCGGCCUUGGCUCGGACGGCAUGUGUUCGGGUGAACCGUCUUUGCUGGCGGGUUACGUGGGUGGGCAGUGUUCGCGGGUUCCAUAAGUAUGGACGACGGUCCCUUCUCGAACGACACUUGAAACACGGGAAGACGAGUAUGCUCAUUGAACUGAAUACCCAUCUGCAGAGUUGUCGAGUUUGUCUGAUCUGAACAACUGCAUCUCUCUAUUUCCAUCCUUCAAUCUAAAUAUACGCCUUUGCUCUGCAUUUCACUCUUUUCGUCUCGCUCAUCAGACGUUUCCAUCUCACAGUCCGCCCAACCGAUCAAAAUGCAGUUCUCAAAGGUUCUCUACGUCCUCUUCCCGGUUGCCGUCCUCGCGGCGCCGUUCAAGACCUUCGAGGUCCCGACGCUGGACCCCAACACGGUUGCACCGGUGGUUCCUGCUAUCGACCGCCGUGUUCCUCAGGCGGACACUUCUGGGAUGAUUGCUCUCAAUGGGUACUAUGUUCCUGCCAACUCUUCAAUUCCUGGAACCUCAGAGAUCAAGCAAUUCGACUUCACAGUUGACGGCCAUCCCAAGUUGAUCCGUGUCUUGCAUCGACAAGACCGGUCCGUCGAACCGCCCCGCUUCCGGCUCCGAGUCGUGGAGCACCCCAACUGGGUGACACGGUCCGUGCGCAAAAGAAAGGUCGACUGGGACGCCGCCGUGGACGCAGGUCCAGCACCGUUCACACACCCCACCGCCACUCUGCCGGACAUCUACAAGGCAGUUUUGGAGACCCUCGGACGCGAAAUCUCGGAGGCUACGCUGGAACAGAUCAACAACCUCCACGAAGACGACACCACUCUCGACCUGCCCCUCGAGGGAGACAAGGUCUGGUUCGAUGACUACAGCUGGAUUCAGCUUCCCAUCACGCGUACUUCGUACCUAGCCAUCAACGACGACGACGACGACGACGGUGACUCUGACGACUCUGGCACCGUAGGCGACAACGACCGCUACCUCGACUGCGAUUUCGACUGCGGCGACGCAUUCAAGGACGAGAACGAGCAGACAUUGCAGGGCGACUCAGACACGGCUGGCGAAGAUUGCGACGGCGACUACACAAUGGCUCCCUCCGGCCCCAAGGCGCAGAGCGUUGCGCAGAGUGCUGCUGCCACGAACAACUCAGCACCUGCCCCCGAGCCAGCGGCGGCCAAGGGUCCGCACCCUGGCCACAUGCAGGUGUCUUGCCAGUUCACGAGCGAGCAGAGAUUGAGACGCAUGCUGCGAGACAACAAGAGCGACCCAGCUAGGGAGGAUAGCUACCGUCUUCAGGGAGUGCAGCUCAUCGAUAACGUCCGCACCAUGCUGCGCGUCCCUAUCAAGACGUUUGACACUGCUUGUGUCUACUUCCACUGGUUCAGACUCUCGUUCCGCGACGCUGAGUACAACUAUUCAGAUGCCGCCAUGGCUUGCCUCUUCCUAGCCUGCAAGGUCGAGGACACCAUCAAGAAGUCCAAGGAGAUCCUGUGCGCUGCGUACAACAUUAAGAAUCCCGAGCACCCCACGACCCAGGACGACAAGAUGUUUGAACAGCCCUCCAAGAUCAUCAUCGGCCUGGAGCGCCUGGUCCUCGAGACCGUCGGCUUCGACUUCCGCUGCCGCUACCCCCAGUCCGCUUUGCUGAAGGCAACCAAGAAGAUCUUGGGCCCCCAAUCCAAGAACGUCUUCGCUACUGCCAUGGAGAUGAGCGUCGACCUGUAUAAGACCUUUGCCCCAAUCAAACAGACAACCUACGCCCUGGCCCUAGGCCUUCUAGAGCUCAGCGCCCGCCUCCUCGGCCAAGGCGUCGACAAGGUAGAGAAGAUCAACUACGCAGACUUCCACACGACGCGCCAAAACGUCGUCGAGACGGUCCUCGACCUCCUCGACCUCUACACCCAGCAUGGCAAAUCCACCAAGCUCGGCGUCCAGUUCGACCUCAACAAGUUCAUCGAGGUCAAGAUCGUCAUCAAUAGCGAGGUCGACAACACCCCCGGCCUCGUGCGCUACGCCCACUGGUGCACCAACUGCGACGGCGGCGAGGACGAGAACCUCUCCAACGGCGUCUCCGUCCUCAAGAACAUUUCCUUCUUUGGUAGCAACUCUGCUAAGCGCAAUGGACGCAGCCAGGACGGCACCAUGCGCUUCGUGUUUGACCCGGACCGCGCCCGCCAGGAGCGCAAGGAGGUCGAGGCUUACUACCGCGACGAGUACGAGGAGUAUGAGGUCGAGGUUGAGGUUCCCAUUGAGCCUGAGCAGCGCGGCGGCGGUAACAACAACAACAACCAUAACCACCGCGAUAAGCGUCAUGAGGGCGGCGGUGGCGGUGGUUGGGGCGGUCGUCGUAACCACCACGGCCGUGCCAAGGGCCGCGGUUACUACUGAGCUUGCUUGCUACGUCUAUCAUCACCUUCGUCUUUGAAUUCGCUCUUCACCGCGCGGCGGUCAUUACUUCUGUCGACGCUUACAUAGCACCCGCCAACGAAGGAGGCUUUGCACAUCAAGUGGAUAUGGGAAGAAAGGGGAAUUUUGUCCGAUUAUUUGGCGUUGACGGUACCAAAAGAUACCCCAUGGGAAAAGAAUUUGGAAUG